This is a messenger RNA of Anopheles gambiae (African malaria mosquito), 2746 nucleotides long. Its product is annotated as mutS protein homolog 4. Lineage: Eukaryota; Metazoa; Arthropoda; Insecta; Diptera; Culicidae. Gene Ontology annotation, cellular component: nucleus. Gene Ontology annotation, biological process: mismatch repair; reciprocal meiotic recombination. The transcript is spliced from 3 exons. The record is from RefSeq and is a predicted model, not a curated record. Gene Ontology annotation, molecular function: mismatched DNA binding; ATP-dependent DNA damage sensor activity; ATP binding. The coding region runs from base 38 to 2746 and encodes 902 amino acids.
AGAGACCGUAUCGUGUACUGUCAACCUUGCUUCUGCGAUGAAUUUCAUACCGUAUCGUAGUAAAAGUGUUCCACCACUCGCCGCUGCUGGAUUGCCGGUGCGAUCCCGUGGUCGUGAUGAGCCGCUUAGAAACGAUCGUUCAAUGCCCUACAGCCGAAGCCGCUCGUUUGCCGGGGCACGCAAUGAAACGUCAUCGAGCAGUUCGCACGCACCAAGACAAUCGAAUCAAACGGCAAACAGCACCCGAGAUGGACCGUUUGUGAUUGUGGUGCUUGCCGAGGGCCGAGGACAUGCCGCUCUCGAGGUCGGUCUAGCCGCAAUGGACGUUACCUCACCACACCUGAAGCUCACCCAAUACGGAGACAACUUUUGGUACUCGGUCACACUAACAACACUGCACGCACUGGACCCAACGGUGGUUUUCUUCUCCGAGCACGCACUCACCAACGGAACGUCCUACCUGCCGAAGCUGAUCUACCAGUACCUUCCCCGCACUCAGGUCCGAGGACUCGGGAGAUCGUACUUCAACGACAGCCUCGCCGAAAGCUACCUCUCCCAGCUGUGCAGCCGUGAUUAUGCCAAACUGCGAGGGCUCAUCCACAGCAAGUACUACGGCAUGGCAUCCUGCGGUGCUUUGCUGCGACACUUGAUGGAAACGGCAUUGCUGCAGAUUGCUACCAAGUCGCUCAAGCUCAGCUACCUCGACAAGUUGUCCACGAUGACGAUGGACGUGGAGUGCAUUGGGCAGCUGGAGCUGCUCGGGCCGCUCCAGAAAGGGGACGAGCGGAAGUCGCUGUUUGGAUUUCUGAACCACUGCAUCACGUCCAUCGGCAAGCGUCAUCUGCGAGCCAAUAUCAUAGAGCCUUGGACGAACCGGGAGCGGUUGGAGAUGCGUCUCCGGUGCAUUCGGGAGUUUCUGGGCAAUCCGACGCUGCUGCAGAGUGUACGCAAAACCUUGUCCGAGGUGAAAGAUGUCGGUGGAUUGCUUAACCUGUCGGUAGACAUCGAUCGAAUGAAAACAACGCACCAAAACACGGUACAUAUGCUCAAUCAAGCGUCAAGCCUUCGCAACGUGCUGAAAGUUGUCCCGAAGCUGCGGGACCUGCUGCGGGACGUGCGUGCCGAAUAUCUGAACGAUUUGAAGCAAACGCUUGAGGAGCAGGUGUACGCUGAGUUACUCCAAAACAUCUGCACAGUGUUGGACGACAGUCCAAUGGAGAGAAACACGUCCUACAAUAGGCUGUUUCUUGUGCGCACCAGCAUCAACUCGAUACUGGAUCUACUUCGAACACUGUAUUCCGGUGUUAUCGACGAGAUUCGUCAGUAUGUGGCGGAGUUGAGUCUCGCUACACGAAUGCAGCUCAAACUUCACCACUCCAAACCGAACGGCUUCCAUCUGCUGUACGUGUUGGCGAACGAGGAAGUAGACAAUGUGGCUGAACAGUUGAGUAGUAGCUUUCAGAUACUAAGUCGUGCAGGUCGGCGGUACACACUCUCCAAUGGAAGGUUGAUGGCGUUCAAUGAGAAGCUCAACUCAGUUGCAAAGGAGAUUGAUGAGAUCAGUUACGGUAUCAUUCGGGGGCUGAUCGAGAGCAUACGGGAUAGUAUAGAUGCGGUGUACAAUCUGGUCGGAUGCUUGACAGAUCUGGACGUGGUGCAGGCGCUUGCCAUCGUCAGCCAGGGGAAAGAGUUCUGCGAGCCUACCUUCGGAGAGGAAACGAAGAUAGUCUCCGGAAGACAUCCACUGCUGGAAAGCAUCUGCGGAGAACGGAAGGUCGUUCGUAAUAAUGUGAUCUCCACUCCCGAGUACAAUGUGUUUAUCGUCACCGGGCCCAAUAUGAGCGGCAAAACGGUGUACAUGAAAACGAUCUGCACCUUGCAGAUCAUGGCCCAGCUUGGCUGCUAUAUACCGGCAUCGCAAGCACAGGUUCGGAUCGUCGACCGACUGCUGACCAUCUACGGUGACGCGGACAACCUGCAGCAGGAUGAUGCAGAGUCCAGCCGGAUGUACAACAAGCUGCAGUUUGUGCGUCACUGCUUAACCCCAAACAGUUUGGUCGUGAUCGACGAACUGUACGGUGACACUCACCGUCCCGAUACGAGCAGUGACAAGUGGGCACUGCUGGAACGCAUCAUCGAUCACGUUGGAUACGUUGGUGAGGGAAGCGAGUCGGUCGUUCCAACGCUGGCAUCAAUCCGCAAACCCUUCAUCUUCAUCACGACCCACUGCAUGGACAUGCUGAGCCCGCUCGAGGUGCAUCACAACGUCUCCAAGCUCUGCCUGCAAACGGAAACGGUCCAGGUGGAUGGGGUGGAGCGUUUGCGGUACAAGUACGUCGUCACCGAGGGACGCACGGUGGUGCAGCACUACGGACUAUCGCUCGCCCGUACCGUCAACAUGCCGCAGGAUGUGCUAGACCGGGCGGAACAGCUCUGUCGUGGAGAUUUGAAGCAUCAUCUAGCGACGGCAUCCAGCGGCUCGGCCAAUCGGUCCCACAAUCGUACCAACAAUCAAUCGACCACCAACACCACGCUGCACACGCUGUCGACGCAGGGCAGCUUCAAUGAGUUCUUUAAACUGUUCUACCACCUUUACGGCAAGGUAGCGCACAGCGUGCGUAACGCGGAGAACGUCCAGGAGCAUCUGACUGAGCAGCUGGAGCAGUUCGUCGCUUCCGUACCGGAAGAGGUGCGCGAAUUUCUGCGGGUAACGCCCCUGGAGCAGUUGCUGCAGCUCGACGCUUGA